Molecule: messenger RNA, 13449 nt
Organism: Coregonus sp. 'balchen'
Lineage: Eukaryota; Metazoa; Chordata; Actinopteri; Salmoniformes; Salmonidae
Source: the annotation of a GenBank genome assembly
UUUUAUUGUUAUUAUGAAUGAAACAAUCAUGGAUGCAAAGAAAUCUACGUAACAAAAUUAGCAACUGAGAAGCUAUUAUUUGGGGCACAGUGUACAGCUAUACAUUUAGUAAAUUAUUAAUUUCUUCGUUUCCAUUGAUUCUGAGCAUGGGAUUCUUAUUAGGAGUUGUGUUAUCCAAGCUGUAGCUCAUGCUUGCUAACGUAGCUAGUUAGAUAGCAAACAGUUGCAUGAAAUCCGCACUUGCUGGGCCGAUACAGCUAGCUAGCUAACUAGUUUGUCCUCUUUUAAUUGCGUAAAAAAAAAAUGAACACGGUACUAUUGCAAUAUUGUAAUUCUUACCUAGCUCACGAAUCCAUCAGACCAACAACUAUAGCCCUAAUGGCUACCUAUUAUGCUUAGUGAUGCUUAACAUGCUGACAGGGACAGUUUAGCUGGGGUGUAAUCACUAGUCCAAACAGUUGCAAAACGUGUAACUAAAACGAGUGUUUCUAUUGGACAAAUUCAGGUAAGUCCCUCCAUGUCUCAUUCCGUUUGCUUCCGUUUAAGAAACGCUUUGCAACAGAAUCGGCGGAAUGAAUACACCCAUGUUACAUCAAGAGGCCAUUGGUGUUGUAAUGAGGAUGCUACCAAAGAUAAUUCAUAACCUGUAGCUAACUGGCUAAUACAGUCAGUCUAUAAUCCAAUUUGCAAGCCUAGUUGAACAACAUGCACCCAUUUUAUUUCCAGGACAGAUGUCCUCAUGAUGAACUUUGACGGUCUGGACCCAGGAAUGGGUGAAUACGGACCCGCCCUCCAUGGGAGUCUAGAGCCGGGUAGGGAGCCCUCAAUGGACCCACGGCUCAAUCCGGGCUUGUUGCAAGGUGUGGAGCUCGGUCCAGAUGGUCUUCCCGUGGCCAUACCCGAGUCUGUGCACAUGAUGGAGGGGAUGUUCUCUGAGCUCCACAGUGUGCAUGCAGAGGUGGGCGUUCCUGUCACAGCAACUCACUUUGACCUGCAAGAGGAGCUGCUCUGGAUGGGAAACCACAGGGUAAGAGACAAAUUAUUAUGUGCGAAAAUAGGGUCGUUCCAUGUAAUUUCAGCAAGCCAUGACACCCAAUAUCUUAUAUUAUCUUAGAUGGUACCAUCAAUCAUUUUGUAAUUUGGGUGAACUAUCCCUUUAACAUUGAGGGGGGGGGGGGGGGUCUAGUGUCUAGUGGUCAGAACCUGGUAAUAUCAGUAUGUAGGAUGGGACAUAAACCUAACAACUUCAAUGACAUAUUUCUCUGAACAGGGGAAAAAAAACAAUCACCAAAUUCACUGAGUACAUUACGUAGGAUGAAGAAAAAUACUCAGAGCCGCAGCGCCAUACUACUUAUCUGACAUAGAGAACUGACACUAUAUACUCUUUGUUGGGGUGGGAUUGCCGUGGGGUGGGGGGGGGGGGUGUCCAUGGGUGGCUUUUGACAAUGUCUUUGGAUUCCUCAUAUCUAACUAAUUUGGUCCAAAUCAGAUGUUGGUUACUAUAUUUACUGAAUAUUAUAUGAUUCCUAUAAAUUAAAAUGGCCAAUUUGGAUGCAAUCAAUUAGCUUAAUUUCUCAUAGAUCAAAUAAUAUUUCAACAAUAUAAUGUUGCAGGAAUACUAAUCUUAUCUGUUCCACCUUUGAACGACCCAAUAGGUUAUUACUAGUACUUGGAACAUGUGUCAUAUCAAAUCAAAUCAAUCCAAAUAGUCCGGGUAGCCAUGAUUAGCUGUUCAGGAGUCUUAUGUCUUGGGGGUAGAAGCUGUUAAGAAGCCUUUUGGACCUAGACUUGGCGCUCUGGUACCGCUUGCCGUGCGGUAGCAGAGAGAACAGUCUAUGACUAGGGUGGCUGGAGUCUUUGACAAUUUCUAGGGCCUUCCUCUGACACCACCUGGUAUAGAGGUCCUGGAUGGCAGGAAGCUUGGCCCCAGUGAUGUACUGGGCUGUACGCACUACCCUCUGUAGUGCCUUGCGGUCAGAGGCCGAACAGUGAUGCAACCAGUCAGGAUGCUCUUGAUGGUGCAGCUGUAGAACUUUUUGAGGAUCUGAGGACCCAUGCCAAAUCUUUUCAGUCUCCUGAGGGGGAAUAGGCUUUGUCGUGCCCUCUUCACGACUGUCUUGGUGUGUUUGGACCAUGAUAGUUUGUUGGUGAUGUGGACACCAAGGAACUUGAAUUCUCAACCUGUUCUACUACAGCCCCGUCGAUGAGAAUGGGGGCGUGCUCAGUCCUUUUUUAUUUUCUUUCCUGUAGUCCACAAUCAUCUCCUUUGUCUAGAUCACGUUAAGGGAGAGGUUGAUAUCCUGGCACCACACGGCCAGGUCUCUGACCUCCUCCCUAUAGGCUGUCUCAUCGUUGUCGGUGAUCAGGCCUACCACUGUUGUGUCGUCGGCAAACUUAAUGAUGGUGUUGGAGUCGUGCCUGGCCAUGCAGUCAUGGGUGAACGGGGAGUACAGGAGGGGACUGAGCACCCCUGAGGGGCCCCCGUGUUGAGGAUCAGCGUGGCAGAUGUGUUGUUAUCUACCCUUACCACCUGGGGGCGGUCCGUCAGGAAGACCAGGAUCCAGUUGCAGAGGGAGGUGUUUAGUCCCAGGGUCCUUAGCUUAGUGAUGAGCUUUGAGGGCACUAUGGUGUUGAACGCUGCGCUGUAGUCAAUGAAUAGCAUUCUCACGUAGGUGUUCCUCUUGUCCAGGUGGGAAAGGGCAGUGUGGAGUUCAAUAGAGCUUGCAGGAGUGCAAUAGAUGUUUUGUUCACUUUCGUUUUUGUUGGCACUUUUUGUGUAAAUAUGCAAUAUGUGCUAUUCGGCACCAUUUUUCUGUGAUAGUAACUUGUUUCCCAACUCUCUUUUCCAUAGGGGCAUGCAAUGUCCUUCUUUGGUUCGACAAUGGGCCGCUACUCAUCUUUCCAGGCGCACUCGACUGACGACAUUCGUCAGAUUCAAAGCAUGGAGACAGGGGUUCUGUUUCUCUCUAAGAGUAAUCUCAAGUGCCAAACUCGUGGAGGCCUGGUCAUGUUCGACUACCCGUGAGUUGCAUGCAAAUGCUUAUGCACAUUCUUACUGAUUUAGUUCUUACUGAUAACCCAGUUAUGUUAUUAUGCGAGCCAUACAGCCAUGUUUGCUUAGGUUCAAAGGUGGGUGCUGAAAGGAUGCUUGCAGAAAUGUAUCUGUAGAAUCAACAUUCAGUUGAAACAUCAAGUUACAGCUUCAGUUUGGAUGUGCAUCUUGAAUACUGUACAGUAUAGUGUAAUUGUCUUAAUUAUUGUGUGCAUUUCAGAAUGGAGGAGGGAGCUGACAUGCAUAGUCUGCUUAUGACAGAAAACAAUACAAUGCUCAUGGGUGGACUACAGAAUUAUGUGCUUGAAUUUGACCUUAAUACUGUGCAGCAGACACAAAAGGUAUUGCAUAACAUCAGCAAGUGAAAAUAUAACUAUAGUUGCAAUACAUAAUUUAGCCUGUAUUUUUGGCCUAUAGGCUCUUGAAAAUAAGUGAUUGAAUAGAUGAAUAAUUGUAAAUAUUGUGGAUCUUUCCUUCCAAUGCCUAGUUCACAGUCGAGGCUCCAGGGGUAGCUAUCAUGCGGCAGUCCAAUCGUUUCUUAUUCUGUGGGAACACAUCUGGGAAGGUAAGGACAACAAGAGAGGCCCAAGGCCACCCAUGUUUCUCAGUGUUUGGAAGAUGCUACUAGGGCUUUUUACAUACUUAAUAAUUCGUAUUACUCAUCAUCUUGCUUUCCACAAAACCAGGUGUCUCUUUGUGACCUGCGCACUUUCAAGCUAGAACAUGAAUUUGAUGCCUUCUCCGGUAGCCUGUCAGACUUCGAUGUCCAUGGCAACCUCCUGGCUGUAUGUGGGUUCUCCAGUCGAGGGCUGAACAGACUGGCGUGUGACCGCUUCCUCAUGGUGUUUGACCUGCGCAUGAUGCGCACUGUGACACCACUCCAAGUGCACGUGGACCCCCUCUUCUUGCGCUUCAUCCCUACAUACACGUCACGCCUGGCCAUCAUCUCACAGACAGGUAUUGAUCAAAUGGGGAAUGUGUUUGUUGUGCAGCCUGCUAGCUGUAUUUAUCAGCCUGCAGAAAAUAACUGACCUUCUUUUCCCUCCAUCCCCAGGAGAGUGUCAGUUCUGUGAGCCCACUGGACUAGCCAACCUGGCUGACGUAUUCCAUGUCAACACCGUGGGCCAGUUGCUCAUGAGCUUCGAUGUGUCCUCCAGCAAGCAGGCUUUGGCCUUUGGGGACUCUGGGGGAGGUGUGCACCUUUGGUCAGACGCCCCAGAGGUCUCCUACAACAGCUACUCACGGGAGACAGAGUUUGCUCUGCCCUGUCUGGUGGACUCCUUGCCUCAGCUAGACUGGAGCCAUGACCUGUUGCCCUUGUCCCUCAUCCCAAUGCCUUUGACCAGCUCAGAGCCACUACUGUCAGACUGGGUCACCACACAGGCCACUCCCAGCCCUAGGUAGGUAACACAUUGUUUUAAGACAAGUGUUGUGUCCUUUUGGGACUUUGAUCUGCUGAAGUAGGCUAUGUGGUGAAUUCACUGCACCUCGAGGUGGGGUUAUGCCAACCUCUUCCCAAAAGUUCCCGUAGAUGUAUUCUCUUGUGCCCGAAGGAUCAAUUGUCUUCUCCCCUCCCCCCAAAAUGUGUAUUUUCUUACUACCACUGACUGCUGAUAACUUCUGUAUUGAGGUAAAAUGUUCUUACGACUAUGAUGUGGUUUUCUCACCUAGCUGUCUUAAAAUGAAUGCACUAACUGUAAGUCACUCUGGAUAAGAGUGUCUGCUAAAGGACUAAAAUGUAAAUGACUUUCUCACCUUUUUAUCCUCCAGACGAGCACCCCCAGUGGACCCAGAGAUCCUGCGCACUAUGAACUCUGUAGGGUUCAUUGGUUACGCCCCCAAUCCUCGCACACGUCCCCGGAACCAGGUACGUCACUCUUCCACAAAUUCAGUGUAUUUUUUUUUUUUACAUUAGAAGCAAUGGGUUUUCAUCCAUUUUUUUGUCCAGGCAGUGUUAUCCAGGAAGAGUUGGGUACUGAACUAGGCUUGGCUUGUAUAUAAAUCCUCUCCUGGUGACCCAAUGUCCUGUUUGCUGUGUUUCAGGUUCCUUACAAGAUCAAGGAGGUGGAGCUGGACUAUGAUAACUACAAUCAGGGGGUUCCUGAGUCUCUUAUUGGUCGAGAUGAAGAACCUCACCUCUACAUGGUGCCCAAGAAAUACAGGAAGGUGUGUCUCUUUACUAAUUACAUUGUUAUCUACCUGUAAUUGUGAAAUAUGUGGUUUAAUAGUAUGAAUAUGUGUUAUGAGCACAGUUCAAUGUGGGUGUUGAGGUUAGCUUGUUGUGUUAACGAUAAGACCUAACAUCUUUGAUUGUUUUGUGCCCAUCAGGUCACCAUCAAAUACUCCAAACUUGGGCUGGAGGACUUUGACUUCAAACAUUACAACAGGACCCUGUUUGCUGGUCUGGAACCUCACAUUCCCAAUGCUUACUGCAACUGCAUGAUCCAGGUGAGAAUCGGAAAUGAGUGGCGUUCAUUUAUAUACUGUAAAUAUACCCAGGUUGAUUUAUAUUUGUUUAAUUUAUCGAGCUCAUGAUUAUUUGUUCAUUAUUUGUUCCCAUUUACAAAGAAACAUGUUGUAGGAUUAUUUCAGUGUGUGUUUUGUGUGUUUUCCCCGUGUGUCUGAUUGGUUAGGUGUUGUAUUUCCUGGAGCCAAUCCGCUGCCUGGUCCAGAACCACCUGUGUCAGAAGGAGUUCUGUCUGGCGUGUGAGCUGGGCUUCCUCUUCCACAUGCUGGACCUGUCACGAGGAGACCCCUGUCAGGUAGCCACCGAUCAUAGGAAUAGAAUGAAUAGAAAGGACUUCUCCAUUCAAGUCAAUGAUGGCAUGAUGGGUGGACUGGCAGCCAUUUUGAGUGUACCCGUGCCAGGAAGUAAAAGCAGGAAGUAUACCCUUCAAUCUGUGCUAUGAUUUGUUAAAUCAACUCAACUGACAUAGAUGUGGUAAAUAAAUCAAUGGAACGCAGACUGUGGGGGAUAGAAGGACGCCGGAUUGGGGCACAUUCAACAAAUCUAAUCUAACAAAGUGGAUAUUCAUAAAAUCCGUCAUGAUUGAUGUAUUGUAACAGGCCCACAAUGUGUUUACUAAGUCAGAUUUGCAUAUAUUUGGCUAUUUUUGCUGCAUAACAUUUAGAAGUUGUCCCUUUUCAGGUUUAGAAGUGACUGCUAAAUGCUAACUCCCAUUCGUAUAAGCCGGUAGCAUAGCUAGCACACAGAAAUAGGUGGUGGUAGUCAGUCGUUUUUAACUGUAAUGCAGUUGAUUGGUGUUAAUGACAUGAACAUGUAUUGGGGUUCACAUCCAUACAAGCAUUAUACUCCAAUUUUUUUACCUCAACAGUAUGAAAUACACAUACAGUGGGGAGAACAAGUAUUUGAUACAUUGCCGAUUUUGCUAGUUUUCCUACUUACAAAGCAUGUAGAGGUCUGUAAUUUUUAUCAUAGGUACACUUCAACUGUGAGAGACGGAAUCUAAAACAAAAAUCCAGAAAAUCACAUUGUAUGAUUUUUAAGUAAUUAAUUUGCAUUUUAUAUAUACAUUUCUGUGAAACUGUGUACGUUUUACUUGUGGAUUUAUUUAAUAAAAAUGUAAACUCAAGAUUGGUGGCAGGUAGCCUAGCGGUUAAGAGCGUUGAGACUGUAUCUGAAAGGUUGCUGGUUCGAAUCCCCCGAGCUGACUAGGUGAAAAAUCUGUCGAUGUGCCCUUGAGCAAGGCACUUAACCCUAAUUGCUCCUGUAAGUCGCUCUGGAUAAGAGCGUCUGCUAAAUGACAAAAAUGUAAAUCUAUUUGUCUACAUGCCGUUUUAAAAACAAUGCAGCUAUUGGAGUAAACCUAUUUUGGGUUAAGACAAGUAACUUUGAGUAAGAAUAAGACAUCCGACUAACACUUUACAUUUAUAACGGUUGGUUUUAGUAUAUCUAAUAAAUAACCAAAUCCUUGAUGGAUCAAUAGAUAAAAGAAAUGCAUGUCUCUUAUCUGCCCCUGCAAGCCGGUCGGCAUACGCGUCAACACACUCCCUCAUCUGAUUGGUCUUUUCCCAUGAACGGUAAACCGGCAUACGCAUCAUCACACUCCCUCAUUUGAUUGGUUGAGUAGGUGGGCCUUCUGACUUUGUGGCUGUGGUAACUAGUGACAACCUGUAGGGUCAGAGGUUUCAAGCCAUUCUAUUAAUUAUAUUUCUAUGCCACCGAUAGCAAUGACACAUCUCACACUCUGGUCCAUCUGUAUAUACAAAAUAAUAGACCCCUGUAGUAAUGUGCUUAUGUAGAUGUAAUAGAGUUGCAAUAAAGAGAGUUUGAUGCAGUUGUAUAGAGGUAAUAGAGCACUGUAAUGUGUUUAUGUAUGCACUGAACUGACUGACCAUAAUUGAACCAUCCUGCUGCCUACUCCCAUUGCCAUUCACUCAUUGCAACCACUGUCCCCUCUAACCCCUCUCAAAGGCCAGUAAUUUCCUCAGAGCUUUCCGAACAAUCCCAGAGGCGUCUGCCCUGGGCCUUAUCCUGGCUGACUCUGAUGAGCAGACGGGGAAGGCCAGGCUGGGCCAUCUCAUCCAGAGCUGGAACCGCUUCAUUCUAACCCAGCUCCACCAGGAGACCCAGGAGCAGGAGGGGCCACAGGCCUACCGAGGAGCCAGCAGCAGGUGACACCUUUUUCCUUUUGUUUUACACUUUUAAUAGCCAAGCAAUCAACAAAAACAAAAGAUACUAGUUAAAAUGAUGUUCAUUUCUUACACUCUCAAUGUUAGGAAGUAAAUCAGCUUGUAACAAUUAUUUAGUGUAUACUAGAGCAUCUGCUAUUUGUGUUUAGUGUUGACUUUGGCUUGAUAAUUUUUUAUGCUUUGUUGGUGACAGUGCUCUGGGCUCCUCAGGCGAGUCUGUGAUCGGAAGGCAGUUUGGGUGUGAGGUUGAGAACAGCAGCCUGUGUCGCUGUGGAAAGGAGACAGUACGCUCCUCUCUCACCUUGCUCUUCACCAUGCACUACCCUGAGCAGAACUCACUUGGUAAGUUUUCCCCUAAUUAUCUUUACUCUGCAAGCAUUUGACUAGUAUCACUGUUAUUUGGGGAGUACAAUGGAUUUAUUGAUCAUAUAUUGCUGUUUUACUGUAAAUCCUAUUCUGUUAGAUAAGAUGAUAAAGGAGUACGACUUUGCUGAGAUCCUGAAGAAGAGUAUAUGUCUGGAGCAGAGCACACAGGCAUGGUGUGAGAACUGUGAAAAGUACCAGCCCACAGUAAGUGACACUUACUUGGUUGUUUGUUUAUUGGUUGAGUCGAUUCUUUAAUGUGUUUUUCCUGUCCAUCUAUCUCUAGGUGCAGACACGGAACAUCCGCUGCCUUCCUGAUGUACUGGUCAUUAACUGUGAGGUGAACAGUGUCAAAGAGGCUGAGUUCUGGAAGGCUCAGGCAGAGGUGAGUUUUGAAAUCCAAACCAUGAUUGCCCACUUGAGUAUUUCCUCCUACAAUGGCAAAUGCUAAAUACAGAAGGCUAUUGAUAUUUACAAUGACAUGAUGGUCAUAUAUUUAAUUUAGAUAUUAGCUACAGGAGCACAUUAGAGAUUUAGUACUUCUAUUAAACCGAUGAUGUUGGUUGUGUUUCCAGUGUCAGUAAUAUUUCGGCACAAAGUUAUUACAAUGAAUCAACCUGUUCCUCUCUCUCCACAGUACGCUUUCAUCAAGGCCAAGAAGAAAGAGGAAAUGGAACCCCUUAAACCCAAAGAACCACCACCACAACAACCAACUGAGUGGUGCCUAGAGUAAGAAUGAUGAAACUUUACACAUAUUUGGCUAGUGACAGUUCAUACUCUCAUGGAAAUAUUGAUGGGAUAUCUUGUUAGAACUAUGAUCAUCUGACAUUUUGUUUUUGAAUUGUUACCCUGCAUCGGGGUUAGGGCCAAUUCAGGAAGUAAACUGAAAUUCAAAUUUUCCUCAAUGCACUUUUGAUAACCUCUAUGUUGUUUAGGGAAGAGCUGGUCAAUACGGAGGGCCUGACCUUUGACACCAGAGUGGACGACCUGCGUCACGUCUGGAUCCCUCUUACUCUGAAGAUGUCCAUCAGCAAAAGCCAGGGCCUGGAGAUCAGCAGCUGGCCAGAGGAAGAAGAGGUGAGAGUAGGGUUGCAAAAUUCCAGGAACUUUUAAUAAAUUCCCUGGUUUUCAAGAAAUCCAGGGAAGUUCAUGGAAUUUUGCAGCCCUAGGUGAGAGACACAGAACAGCCAACAACUACUUUUACUUCACAUUCAUAGGCUCACUCACCAAAUCAUUUUUCAAGACUUCCAUGGUUUUUCCAUUUGCCUCCUUCUAGCUUGUUUUUGUUUUUCCGUACUGGUUUCAGUUUAAUAGAAUGAUCUGUAUUAGUACUGUAUGUAUGUCUUUAGCUGAGCUCCACUGAGGAGGCUGAAGGAGCAUCUCUCUAUGACUUGGUGGUUACUGUGCCUCAUGUACUGGACGCUCGCACCGGAGGAAACCUGGUAGCACACAUCAAAGUGGGAGAGACCUAUCACGUCAGAAAAGAGGUGAGUGGAUGGAUAGAUCUGUUAGAGCCAAAGUAGGAACAUCAACAGACCUCAGGAGAAUGGAAGGCUACACUGAGUGUACAAAACAUUAAGAACACCUUUCCAUGACAGACUGACCAGGUGAAAGCUAUGAUCCCUUAUUGAUGUCAUUUGUUAAAUCCACUUCAAUCAGUGUAGAUGAAGGGGAGGAGACGUUAAAGAAGGAUUUUUAAGCAUUGAGACUGAUUGUGUAUGUGUGCCAUUCAGAGGGUGAAUGGGCAAGACAAAAUAUUUAAGUGCCUUUGAACGGGGUAUAGUAGUAAUUGCUAGGCGCACCGGUUUGUGUUAAGAACUGCAACACUGCUGGGUUUUUCACGCUUAACAGUUUCCCAUGUGUAUCAAGAAUGAUCCACCACUUAAAGGACAUCGACCAGCCAACUUGACACAACUGUGGAAAGCAUUGGAGUCAACAUGGGCCAGCAUCCCUGUGAAACGCUUUCGACUCCUUGUAGAGUCCAUGCCCUGACGAAUUGAGUCUGUUCUGAGGGCAAAAGGGGGGGGGGUGCAACUCAAUAUUAGGAAGGUAUUCUUAAUGUUUUGUACACUCAGUGUAUAUAUGCUAAUAAUAAUAUUAUGAAAACCAUAUUUGACUAACUUAUUUUUGUUCAUGUUGUGGUUUAAGGGGGUAACACACCAGCAGUGGUAUCUAUUCAAUGACUUCCUGAUUGAGCCAAUUGACAAGGUCAUCUUUGCUUACUCACUGAAUCAACAUAUCAAAUAUCUUAUUAAUUCCUCAAAUAUAACAAGAGUCUAAAAUAAGUGUUUGCAUUUUGUUUUUGUUUGUGUGUUUCAGGCGGAAGCAGCACAGUUUGAUGUGAACUGGAAGGUGCCUGCCAUCCUGUAUUACGCCAAGAGAAACUACCACUCCAAAUAUGACCUACGCAGUAAGCAAUCCUCUCAUUGGCAGUACAUCCAACCGGCCUCACAACCGCAGACCAUGUGUAUUGCGUUGUGUGGGCGAGCGGUUUGCUGAUGUGAACAGAGUGCCCCAUUGUGGAGUUAGGGUAUGGUCAGGCAUGAACAAAAUUGCAUUUUAUCGAUGGCAAUUUGAAUGCAUAGAGAUACCGUGACGAGAUCCUGAGGACCAUUGUGAGAGCCAUUUUUUUUUUAAAGGUAUCUGUGACCAACAGAUGCAUAUCUGUAUUCCCAUUAAUAUGAAAUCCAUAGAUUUGGGCUUAUUGAAUUUAUUUCAGAAUUACUGAUUUCCUUAUAUGAACUGUAACUCAGUAAAAUAUUUUACAAUGUUGCAAGUUGUAUUUAUAAUUUUGUUCAGUAUAGAUAAUACGUACAGGAUAUUUGCCUUGGUGUCAGUCCAAACCAGUACGCAACAUAACCUUGACCACCUCUGUGAAGAUGGGUGUUAUUUGUGGUACUGUGUAUGACUGUAUUUAUUACCUGUUUGAGAACACCCCCACCCCAACACUUGAUGUCUGUCUUUCCCAGUUAAAAACCCCAUCGAGACCAGUGUGCUGCUGACAGAGGCAUCACUGGCGCGGAAGCAGAGGAAGAGCCACGCCACGUUCAUCCCCCUCAUGGUCAGUGAGAUGCCCCAGGCCGGAGACCUCGUGGGACUGGACGCCGAGUUUGUCACCCUCAACCAGGUCAGUCUGGCAGAAGUGUGAUUGCUUGAUUUGGCAUAUAAGUUAGUGUGCUAGGUCAACAAUGUAUCUAGAAGGUUCCUUUUAGGUACAGUUUUGGAUCCAUUUUUCCUACCCAGAUCCUAACCUUAAUCAUUAAACAGGUGUAUAGUAGGGGCAGCUUCACCCUAGCAGUAUAAACAUGAUGCUAAUAAUCAACAACAACAGUCAUACAUCUCUGCUUGGAGAUCCAUUGUUUAAAUUCCCCCCUAUGGACCAAAUUCAUGUCUUUGGGUAUGUAGGAGGAGGCAGAGCUACGCAGCGAUGGCACCAAGUCCACCAUUAAGCCCAGUCAGAUGUCUGUGGCACGGAUCACCUGUGUGCGUGGUCAGGGUCCCAACGAUGGAGUACCAUUCAUCGAUGACUACAUCUCCACUCAGGAGCAGGUAAUGCAGCACCUCUCGCCCUGGCAAUAAUAUGAGGACUUUAACAGGAUGGAUGGAUGUUCAGAUAAUUAUUGCUAUGUAGUAAAAUCAGAUGUUGUAUAACCACAAACAGUAAAGCUUCUUAACAAAAAGACUUCACUGUUUUGCUGGUGUAGGUGGUGGACUAUCUGACCCAGUACUCAGGCAUCAAACCAGGGGACCUAGAUGCUAAGAUUUCCUCCAAGCACUUGACCACUCUGAAGUCAACUUACCUGAAGCUGCGCUUCCUCAUUGACACCGGAGUGCGCUUUGUUGGCCAUGGUUUACAAAAGGACUUCCGGGUUAUAAAUUUGCUGGUAAAUUUGUAUACUUAAUUUAUCUGAUUGUUAAAUUGAACCAAAUGUACCUGUUUCUCUAUACCCCUGGCCGCAGUUUUAGUAAAGAUUAUGGGCCGGUUUCCCAGACACAGAUUAAGCCUAGUCCUGGACUAAAAAUAAUGCUCAAUGGAGAAUUUCCUUUAAAAUUGCUUUUUAGUCCAGGACUAGUCUUAGUCCAGUAAUCCAGCCCUGUGGGUUAGCUAGAAACAGUAGACAGGGUCAUUUCAAUGGAGGGAAUUUGGGAGCUCAUCUGUGUUUUUAUGUUUCCUUGCUCAGGUGCUGAAGGAUCAGGUUGUUGACACAGUCUACCUGUUCCAUAUGCCUCGUAAGAGGAUGAUCUCUCUGCGCUUUCUCGCCUGGUACUUCCUGGGUAAGAGUUUAUACUCCUCAACCACUGUGUUUUUCAUAUAGAAAUUACUACUUAGUCUGCCAUUUUCCAAACUUCUUCAUGUAACACAAAAUUGUGUGAAAUGGCAAAACUGCUACUUGCUUCUCCAGACCUUAACAUCCAGGGUGAGACCCAUGACAGUAUUGAGGAUGCACGCACCGCACUUUCUUUGUACAAGAAGUACCUGGAACUGAGUCGUGGAGGAGGGAAUGACGAAGUACGCAAAGUUCUGAAGGGACUCUACGAGAAAGGCCGCAAGAUGGACUGGAAAGUCCCGGACUGUGACACAGGAGAUGGUUAAGGUAGCCAAAAGGUAUGAAGCUCACAUUGCAUUAGAGAGUGUAAUGUUGGUGGGGUUUGGGUAUUAUUGAGGCUAACUAAACUUUACUUACUGUUAUUAGCAGUUUACAGUAUCAAUCAAUCCACACUGAUUGAAUGUGGUCCCCUCCCACAGGUACAGCUGUCUUUCCCUCAGUGAUGGGACUGUGAAGAGUGCCUGAAGACAAACUGAUUCACUCUCUAUUCCAAUCAGCCUUUUCUUUUGUAUUGUUACAACUAGGGCUAGCACAAUUACCGUAUAACCGUGUAACCAACAGUUAUGGAUGAAGACCUUCAUGAAAAGAAAAUAACCGUCAUAACUGUUUUUUAUUUGCUAUUUGAACGGUUAUAACGAUGACCGCGGCAAUUUGGCUGACCAAUAACCGUCAUCAACAAUUCCAUGACGUCACAGCCCUAGUUACAACAAGUUCUCACAAAGUAUUGACUCCCAUAUUGUAUGAAACUGGACAAGUCAUCGACAAGAGCAGAAUCCUGACAGAGGUUGUGUCAGUGUCCCAACUUUCCACAUAAUCUUGCUUGCCUGUACAGUAUUUGAAUAAGGACUGAACAGUUUUGAUCUGCUCCAAAACAAAACUAUUUCUGAUUUAAUCUUUCCUUUUCUAUUUUUCAUUAGAUUUGAAGAGUGUUUGUCAUUAUGCUGUACAUUGUGCUGCUUACAUGGGCAAAGAAUAGUAUUUUGAAAAUAUGCUGAAGUUUUUGUAGUGAUGUUUCUUGAGGCCUUUAAUUAAAACGGAAUAUAGUACACUGAA